Molecule: messenger RNA, 5494 nt
Organism: Linum trigynum
Lineage: Eukaryota; Viridiplantae; Streptophyta; Magnoliopsida; Malpighiales; Linaceae
Source: the annotation of a GenBank genome assembly
GAAAUGGAUUUUUUGAAUCCUAUGAAUGGAUAUUAUUCGAAAACAAUAAAAAAGGUAAAGAGGAUAAUAUAAUUUGGAAAAUAAUUACCUUGAUAAUUAGGAAAAAAUAUAUUAAUUACUGAUCCAUGCUAAUAAUCUGUCACGCAUGGCAUGUAAUGCAACCGAAUGAACACUUGGCAGUCAUAUUGUCUAACAGUAACAGUAGGACCCACGUCUCCCACUAACAGCAAGCACGCAGGGGCGGACCCAGGGAGUUUUAGGGAUGUCCCCGGACACCUCUAAAUUUCGAGAAAAUGAUUAUCCAACCUCCGGUGGUAAUUUGCGUAUAGACAAAAAAAUAUAAUUGAUAGUGAGGGACACCCCCUGAAAUUUGAAAAAAUGAUUAUCCUACUGUCAUUUGUGUAUAAAAAUAUAAAUGGUAGGUUGGGUAAUUCAAAUCUAGAACACUAUUAUUAUUAAUAAACUUAAUUUCCGUUGAGCUACAACUCAUUUGUUGUUCGAUUUUGAACAAUGUGUAAUAGUAAAAAGUCAUUCCCUAUCUCUAAUUAUUUCAAUCUAAACUAAUUUCAAUCUACCCUUAAUUUGUAUUGAUUUUAUGAUUGUACGGCAAGUGUUGAAGAGUAUUUCAGCUUUGGGUUACAUCAAGAACAAGUUUACAAAUCGAAUAUAUGAUAAGUUCCUGAAUGAUUGUCUAGUAGGGUAUAUAGAGAAUUUUUUUAACACUAUAAACACCAAGUGUAUUCUACAAUUAUUUUCGAAUAUGAAAACACAUCAUGGACUAUUUUAACCUGUACGAGUAAGGUAUUUUCAUAUUUACGAUUUUAUUUUUAUUAAUUAUUUUUCUAUUUUAUUUAUUUUUUAAAAGAGGACACCCCUAUAGAAAAUUUCUGGGUUCGCCAUUUCCUACACGUCGCAGAGCAGCCGCCGCAUCACCGCUGGCGCCGGAGUCGGAGUUCCCCGGCAGGGCACUAUUUUUUCCUCUGUCGUAGAAAACCUCGAAGUCCCCGUCUCUGUUUGUCAACAACCCAAAAACGGCCGGUCCCACUGAGACCCACGUGGCAAGCCCUAAUUUCCAGCAAAAAUAAAAACCAAAAAGUAAUAAUAAGGAAAAUUACUUUCAUUCUGCGGGAUUUCUAUUCUCUUUCCUCUAUAAACUUGAAAACAAAACAGGAUUUCGAUUAUUUUUCGUCUUAUUUCCAGGUUUUAGUCCAACAAGGUCACGCACAACUGAGAGGUAAAGAGGCCCCUUCUCUCCUAACUCUCUCCCUCAGCCAGAGAAAAAUUCCAUUCUUCACUGUGUGCUUUGAUUCUUUGGUUCUGCUGGCAAGUCAUUUCAAUUGAGUUGAAAUGAAAUGAAUCCCUAGUUUCCACCCCUCUUCCUAAACAGCAAUUGCCAUUUCUUCUUAGUUUGGGGUGAAUCGGUUCAUCUGGUCCAUGCAUGUAGCCAAGUUCUGAACUUGGGGGGAGGGAUUUGGUGAUUUUCUUGCGCCUAUGAAGCACCUUAUAUUUUCCUGAAAUUUUUAUUGAUGUGGGUAUGGUUUAUUGGGUCUCAAGACUCCGAAAGUUCUGAUUUUUUUUUGUUUUUACGCUGUAGUUUCUCACUUUCGAACGCGUUGGUACUUGUGGUUCUGUAUGCUGCAGGUGCAUGUUACAGUGGCUCUGGUUAUGGUAGCAACUGCUAAGUUUUAGCGAGGUUAGCGUUUCUGUUUUAGUUAUGGCUUCCGUUUAUCGCCGAUUUUUCAGUUUCUUAUUGAACCCCUUGGUGGUUGAUUCCCAUUAAUGGAAUGAUGUGAUGAUGUUAUUCAAUUAUGGGCGCUUGUUCAUGAUUGUAUAUGAUCCACUCUGUUCUGUUAUAUUUUUUGGAACAAGUCUUAUUUGUUGUUUAUCAUUUCCUUUCUGUCGUGAAUUGAAUGCGCAUUCAAACUUGAGAAUCAACGCUCGGACCACCUGGCUUUAGGUAUGGUGUGAUGUUGGAUUGUUCUGUUUGGGGCAGUUUAUACCUGAAAAUCGUGGCUCAUUGACUGUAGUUUGGAUUCGAGCUUUUAGCUGCGGUUUUAAGCUUCUUUGGUUGCCGUAUCCCAACAAUAUACCCUUGCUUAUGUUCAGCCUUCCCUUAACUUUGUUUUGCCUAUGCACUAUCUUGUUUCAUUGUCUGUACGCGGGAAGUUAGUCUCUAAAGUUUUCUUUGGUCUACCUAAAGUCUUGAGAGGAUAUGCUAUUACGGAAAAUGGGCAUGAGAUGAUCGGCUUGGUAUAAUGAAUCCUAGCAAUUGCAAAUUGUUAUUAGUCCUCCUGUGUGCAAUAAAUUAAUAAUGCAUUUAGGACUUACUACCAUGUUGUUCAGUAGAUGCAUUUAGGGGUUGAUGUUUUAUUAGUUAAGAUCUAGGACCCUGCCUUGCCAAACAUAGGCGUUGUAGAUAGAUAUUCACCUCUUUUCAACAAUGGAGAUACUAAAUAGAUAGCAACUUUUCCUCCAUAUAGAUUCCGUAGUGCUUUAUCUUUUUCCCUUUUUCCCCAUAUCAAACAUUCCGAACCAAGAAUCUUAAAAUCUACAGUCUUAAUCACGCCUUAUGUUGCCACGUUUUGGUCACAAGUGAAUUAUUUCUCUCGGUCAGUUCUUAGAUUUCUUAGCAUUUUAGGACUCAACUAUUAUAAACAAACAUUUACUAGGAUAGACUGGAGUAAGGGCGGAUUUGGCUGUUUACCAUUUGCGGAAGUACAUUGAUUGAUUAAAAACCUUACUCUAACGAUCUAUGGGUGUUAUGGAUACUUCUUCCUUUCCUUUCUUUAUGUCUGCAAUGUUUUCCUGCAUGUCAUCAUUCUAGCACUCUAAUAUUGCUGUCACACACUUGUUUCCUAAUCGGUUCCUCCACUGCUAAUUCUAUUUGCCCCUUCAGGAAGAAUAAAUCCAUCGGAAGGUAGUAAGGAAGUCUUGAUAUCAACAUUAUAGGCUCGACAUGAGCGAGGCAACUGUAGUUUAUAUUAAUAAUCCAAAUGCUUCUUCGGCAAUUGUCCCCGUGAAACGUAGGCGUGGUCGUCCGCGCAAGCAUCCUAAAGUGGAUCAUCUUGAUCACAGUAGAACUUCCCAUUCUAAUUUUUCUUCUGGUGGAGGGGUCAACGGGAGUCAUCAGCCCAAUUCAGUGAAUAAUAAUGACAUUAUGCUUGGUCAACCUGUCGUUGGUGUUAUCGAAGCAGUGUUUGAUGCUGGGUACUUGCUCAGUGUCAGGAUUGGCAACUCAGGCACCAAUUUGAAGGGUGUCGUGUUCAAACCCGGGCACUACAUUCCUGUUUCAGCUGAGAACGACAUUGCCCCUGAUGUUCGAAUGAUACCAAGAAACGAGUUUCCUAUUCCUAGAGAAGUUAAUACACCUAUCCGUCGCCGUCGUUAUCGUACUAGAGAAAGGAAUGGGACUUCUCGUGUGACCCCACGUGCGGUGGCCUCAAGUGGCAACCAGGUACUGCCUUUGAUAACACAAACUGCUGCUUCCCCUGGGAUCUCUAGAGGCAACGUGGUGCCUGUUGUGCUCCAUCCUGUUACUACUGUGUCAAAUGGGGUAGCAAUCAACACCAGCGAGCCAUCUUCGGUUGCUAUGGCUCCUCAUCUGAUGACGGCUAUCUCUAAGGGGAAGGGUGUUCCAAAUGUAGCUGCUGAUCCUUUAUUAAGUGGACCGUCGUCGUUUGCACAACAGCUGGCAGAAGCUGAAAAGCAGGCUCAGACCAGUUUUGUAUACAAUAGUUCAACAACAACGAAGCCUCAGCAUGAUGCAGGAGGCAAGUGUACACAAUCCGCAGCAGGUUCGGGCCUUGCUAUGGGAGAUGACGAGGAAGAAGAAGACGAGUACCAAGAAGAUGAUGAUGACGAAGAUGAUGAGGAGGAUGACGAUGACACAGAUCAGCCUCUUACUGUUGAGCCCCUGCGGUCUAUACAGCCCAAUCUUAACAACCCACCUGCUGAUGUCUCAGCCCAGCAUAUGGGGAGCUACAUGACAGGCAAGAUGACUGAGCUAUUACAGGUUGUGCAGAAGAACGUGAUGGAAAACCAGGUAGUGCAGGCUGGGCAACCGAGUCAGUCUGGAACUGAGCAGGGAGUGAAAGCCGAUGGUUUAUAAAACUUCCCAGAAAACAUUGCAACCCAAAACCAUGGUUAUCAAAAGAGGUUAUGUGGCAGUAGCUAGUUGUUGCCAUUAAAUACAGACAGUCCUUGGAUCUAAGAGUAGCCGAUAGUGGUUUUAAGUUUCAACAACAUAUGAACUUGUGAGGCUGUAGAGAAACUGGAUGUUCUUACUGUUUACAAUCCUAUAUAUGAAGAGAAGGGACGCAUUUUCUUUGAGAUUUGACAGAUCUAUGUGGUCCGCCUAGCAGAAGAAGUGCAAAAGCUUGCUGUUCCCUGUCUAUCUACGGCCUCUAUGGAGAUGCUCUCUUGUUUUUUUAUAUCCGGCUGCAAGUUUUAGGAUCCUCCUUAUCACCCAUACAAUGUCAUGAACUUAAACUGCAUUGGCGUUUUGCGGAUGACCUUCUCGCAUCAUAGGGUUGGAUUCAUCCUGUGGAGGUGCAUGAUGGUGAUUUGAUUCGUUCUUCAACUGUUGUACAUGGUUUAUGGGCAAAGGUUUACCCCGGCAACCUUACAGAGCAUCAUGCGCCAGUUUUAAAUUCGAUUCUUUUCCUAUACGAUAUUUGAGAGUGUGAUUACGGGCAAAUUGAGAGUCAGGAUUGUGACAUUCUUAUACCCAUGAUUGCAUAACAGGUCUGAUACAGAGGUGGAAGGUUAAGAGCUACAAAAAGAAGAAACCAACUUUGCAUUUCUUGUAUAACGGUACAUUGUCAAGAAUUCUAACAAAAUUGAUUCCACGACCAAAAUGGCCGAGAUCUCCAAAUGCAGAGAAAAGUGCAUUUCUUUUUCCCCCUCUCUUUUUUACCUUUGUCCCUUUUCCAGUUGAUGGUUCACAAUUUGCAAAAAUGGGAAAAUCUUGGGCUACCUAUGAACUGUAUAGACUUAACCAACGGAUCAAAAAUUUUAAUUGCCUGCUGCAAAGAAAGAAUGGGAAAGGCAGUGGAUGAAUAUUCAGGGGAACUUGGUGCCAAAGAGAGCGUUGGAUGAUGGAACAUGAAUGGGACGAUUUGCAUGGAUUGGAGGCGGCAAGAGUGGGAUGUGGCCUGGCAUUGUAAAUGGUUGCUGUCCACCACCACCCACAAAUUGAGGCGACAUACAGAUUGGCACCACCGAUUCCUGCAUUUCACAAAAUGGGAUAUCCGACGAGCAUAAGAACCCCGAGCCAUACAACCCAACAGAGUAAAAAAACCGAAUCAUUCCUAUCAACUUCAUUUGAUCAGUCAUAAACACUGGUGUUCAAAAUAUCAACUUGCAGAUAUCCAUACCUUGGUGCUUAGGAUAUGGAACCUGGUGAGGACCAAUCAAGGGUCGCACUGCCAUCUUUGCUCUGAAGUAAAUCCUUUUUUAACAUGAAAACAGUGAGAACUAAAUGCAAAUGUUCUGG